CUCGGCAGAUAGAAACCAAGUAAUUUAAUACAGCUGAUCUAUUCAUCCUCUUGACUUUCUUUGCCCAGGUUGUUAUGGCAUUAAUGGCCACGUCGUUGCGCAUGGAGUUUUCGAAGCUCAUCGGAGUCGUUUACCUCUGGAGAGCCAGUUCCAGGAAACUGAAGUUUGAAAUUUUCCUUCAGUCUGAAAGGGUGAUCUAUUGAUUCUGUACUACAGCUUCAAUAGUAAACGUAUUUUGAGAGUGCCUUUCAAAUUGAGUCCAUGAAGUGUUUUCAUUUCUUGAAUAGAGAAGGGAAGCAAGAACCUCAAGUAAGUAAGAUGGCAAUGCAUUUUUCAAGCAGCACGACAUCGACCGAUCAAGAUACAAAGAAAUCUGUAUCCGACUUGACCUCCAGAAACGUUUCAGACAUGAGUACAGACUCUAUAGGGAGAUUUAAAUUCUCUAGAUUUUCUCAGAGGUUAAACGAUCUUAAGAUAUUCAAAAUUGAAGAACUAAAAUUUGCUACUCGAAACUUCAGCCGCUCACAGAUGCUUGGUGAAGGUGGCUUUGGAUGUGUAUAUAGAGGCACAAUCAAGAGUUCUGUUGAUCUACAUGCAAAUCUUGAGAUUGCUGUUAAAAAACUAAGCCGUGUGGGCUUGCAGGGACAUAAGACUGAGGUAAAUGUUUUAGGAGCGGUUGAGCAUCCAAAUCUUGUGAAAUUAGUUGGUUAUUGUGCUGAAGAUGAUGAAAGAGGAAUUCAGAGACUGCUUGUUUAUGAAUAUAUGCAAAAUGGAAGCGUAGAAUAUCGCUUAUCUCCAAAAGUAUCUGUCCCUCUUUCAUGGGCCAUGAGAUUAAAGAUAGCUCUUGAUGCGGCUCGUGGUUUAACAUACUUACAUGAAGGGAUGGAACUUCAGAUUAUUUUUCGAGAUUUCAAGCCAUCCAACAUUUUAUUGGAUGAGCAUUGGAAUGCAAAACUAUCUGACUUUGGCUUGGCGAGACAAGGACCAACAGAAGGAUUGACGCAUGUUUCAACCGCGGUGGUGGGAACAAUUGGCUAUGCUGCUCCUGAGUAUGUUCAAACCGGCCGGCUCACUGCGAAGAGCGACAUAUGGAGCUAUGGCAUAGUCCUUUAUGAACUCAUCACCGGUCGCCGUCCUAUGGAUCGAAACCGGCCCAAGUGUGAGCAAAAUCUCCUGGAGUGGAUCAAGCCUUACACUACUGAUGCCAAGAAGUUCCACUUUAUCCUAGAUCCAAGGAUAAAAGGGAGCUGCUCAGUGAAGUCUGCUAUGAAGCUUGCUGGUGUAGCCAAUAAGUGCCUGAACAAGCAUCCUAAGUUGAGGCCAAAGAUGAGUGAGGUGCUCCAAAUGGUGCAAUGUAUUUUUGAUGAUGAGAAGACUGAAGCUCUGCAAACUCUGACUCCUGCUACUGAGGAGAAGACGGUGGUGAGGAGGAAGAAAAGAGGAGCAGAGUCAAAGAUGAGGGCUGGAGAAGUGAAGAUGUUGUGCAGGGGAUGGGCGUCAAAACUUGUCAGAGCGAAUUAAGGCCUUGUUUGGGACGACUUUCUCACUAUUUAUUAAAGAAAAUUUUUAGUAUAAAAAUAUUAAUUAUUAUACUAAAAAAUUGCUUUAAGAAACAGUAAAAAAGUCGUGCCAAACAAAGCCUAAAUCUAUCAAAACAUGCUUUUUGUUUUUGAUGCUAUGUUUAUAUUUAGACCUGUAUUGCUCUAUCUUGAUAUUAAUGUCCUUUCAAUAUAGAACAAUAUAGAAUUAUAUAAAGCGAAGAAAGAAAUAUAGUGCUGAAAAGAAUCUGUAAUUAUCUCCCAUGGAGAAACCUGAGAGCCUUUGGAACCUGUAUCUGAUCAUACAUGAUAUGUUGUUUUUGCUUUAAUUUUAAAUGAAGGAAUUAGCAGUGGGUAUUUGCUUGCAA
This is a messenger RNA of Dendrobium catenatum, 1906 nucleotides long. Its product is annotated as serine/threonine-protein kinase PCRK1-like. Bases 262 to 1521 code for a protein of 419 amino acids. Gene Ontology annotation, biological process: protein phosphorylation. NCBI's taxonomy places the organism in Eukaryota, Viridiplantae, Streptophyta, Magnoliopsida, Asparagales, Orchidaceae. Gene Ontology annotation, molecular function: ATP binding; protein kinase activity. The record is from RefSeq and is a predicted model, not a curated record. The transcript has 5 exons.